AUGAAGACUACUACUUCCGUCACUCUUCUGGCCCUCGCUGCCUCUGUUGCAGCCCUUCCCACCUCUGCUGGUCUCUGGCCCCGCGGCUGCACCCCCGGCAGACUUGUCUGCAACGGCAACGACAAGUUUGGCAUUUGCGAUCUCGAUACCAAGGCUGUCUGGAUGAGCGUUGCUCUUGGCACUGAGUGUCUCUGCAACGGCUCCGACUGUGUCAUUGCUGCUUCUGGAAGCCCUCUUCCUUCUGGUGCUCCUGUUGAGCAGCCUACCGCCCCCGUUGCUUCUGAGGCUCCCGCUGCUUCUUCCCCUGCUGCCACUGAGCCUGCUCCCGAGCCUACCGUCGCUGCUCCCACUCCUUCGGUUGCUGCUCCCGCCUCGUCUGCUCCCGCUCAGCAGGCUCCUCCUGCUCAGGCCUCUUCUCCCGCUGCCACUCAGCCUACCUCCAGCCCCAGCAACGAUGGCUCAAAGCUCUCCAACCCUCCCCAGGCUGGCAACGGCGAUGCCAGCAACACUGGCUACCGCAAGACCUUCCUAGGCAAUGGCGAUAUCUCCCAGGGCUGGCCCGCUGAGAACACCUGGGUCAACUUUGACGACAUGUGGUCUGAGAACUUGAAGAACGUCAUCUCCAAGUCUUGCACUGGUUUCGGCCAGGCCGACAACACCCCCGACGAGAGUGCUGCCAUGAAGGCUGCCAUCACCAAGGUUUCCGGCGAGACUGGUGUCGAUGCCCGCUACAUUCUUGCCAUUGUCAUGCAGGAGUCCAACGGCUGCGUCCGCGCUCCCACCACCAACUACGGUGUCCGCAACCCUGGUCUCAUGCAGUCUCACGACGGCCCCAACUCCUGCUUCGGCACUAGCCCUUGCCCCUCCAGCACCAUUGAGGGCAUGAUCCGCGACGGUACCAACGGCACUCCUUCUGGCGACGGUCUCAAGCAGCUCCUUGCCAAGGCCGGCGGCAACGAUGUCAGCUCCUUCUACAAGGCCGCUCGCAUGUACAACUCCGGCUCCAUUGCGGCUAGUGGCCUGCUACAGGACGGAAUUGCUACUCACUGCUACGCCUCUGACAUUGCCAACCGUCUUCUCGGCUGGUCUGCUGGUGUUGGUGGCUGCCACAUCGGCUAA
Molecule: messenger RNA, 1119 nt
Organism: [Torrubiella] hemipterigena
Lineage: Eukaryota; Fungi; Ascomycota; Sordariomycetes; Hypocreales; Clavicipitaceae
Source: the annotation of a GenBank genome assembly